Ostrinia furnacalis (Asian corn borer) is the source of this 1470-nucleotide messenger RNA. RefSeq names its product RRP12-like protein. NCBI's taxonomy places the organism in Eukaryota, Metazoa, Arthropoda, Insecta, Lepidoptera, Crambidae. The annotation marks the transcript as partial. The transcript is spliced from 8 exons. The record is from RefSeq and is a predicted model, not a curated record.
UUUUCAAAAGUUUGUCACCACGUGCGGUGUGCUUUCGGUGAAAAAUAUUGAUGAAAAUCUAAAACAAUGGGAAAAUUCAGGUCUAAACUUAAAGGUAAAACAAAGGGGAAGAGAUGGCAAAAAGGCCAAUCAUCCGAGUCAAACCCUAAAAUGCAGAAAUACAGAGAAAUGGCCAAGUCAAGAUUUUUUCAAGAGAACUUGGGUAACACAGGCUUAACUCAACAAGCUGUGCUAAAACACGAUGCUAUCAUGACCUAUGGACAUAGUCUCGGCAAGCAAAAGUCCGAUGCCGAAAAUGAGUUGUCAAUAGCAAAGGAAUUUGAGAAUAUGUCUGUAAAAACUGGAGAAGACGGGUCAGACAGUGAAUACUCUGGGACUAUGCGGUCUGGGACGUUCAAAACUUUCCAGACGUUUGCAUCAGAUUGGAGUCAAUGCUCCAAUGUUAGUUUUAGCAGGCUACUGAACAAGUUUGACUCGAACAAUGCUGCCCACAAAGAGAUGCUGGCUGUGCUGGCAGCAGUGACAGAAGUCAUCAAGGAGCAGGGAGGGAAGGAAUCUACCACUGAAUAUUUUGCUGCUCUGAUGGAGACACUAAAAGCAUCGGAAGGUGAAGAGAGCUUAGUAGCCACCCUCUCCCUUCUCUCCAUGGGAAUCAAGUCCGUACCCCAAGCGGUACUCCGCAAACAGUUCUCGGACUGUGCAAAAAUAUUCACUGAAAUACUGGAGAAGAAUUCUCAGUCGGAAAACGGUGCUUUGCUGAGAAGUGCCAUCGGUUGCUUGUCUGUAUUGUUGAGAGCACAGGAGUAUGCUCUGUGGGGUGAUUCGUCAACGAUGAGGGUGUUCGAUUCAGUGCUAGCAUUCGCUUUGCAUUCAAAACCCAAGGUACGAAAAGCAGCACAACAUGCUCUUACGUCUGUUUUGCGCGGCAGCUGCUUUAUGAUACCAUCUGAAGAUCAAAAAGUCAAGGUACCAAAACUUCACCCAGCAUCAAACCGCGUGGCAGAGUACUGUCUAUCCCAGAUCAAGGCAGAAGCGCUGCUGUCGGGACACCGCUCGGUGUUGCACACGCUGACAAUGCUGCGAGAUGUGCUGCCAGUGUUCAGCAAGGACUUUAUUAAGUCAAUCUGCGAAGCGAUCCUGUCUCUAAUGACCCACAACAACGUCUACAUCAAGACGUGCUGCCUCCACACACUACACGCGUUGUUCUCAGCGCCCAGAGACAUCAGCAACUUGACAGCCAACUUGGCAGUCCAGCUGACCAGGGCUUUAAUGGCGGCCCGGCCCCCAGCGAACGAUACGGGACAGAUAUUGGCCUGGGCUGCGGUCUUGCAGCAGGGAUACGGCUGUCUUGCCAACCUGGACCUGAACCUGUGUACACCCAACUUGCCAAUGUUCGUCAAUAUCUGCGUCACAGAAUUGUGGCUUUCUGACGUAGCUGACGUCAACUCGGCCGCUACCAACGCGUUGAAG